ACCGCAGCUCUGCCACGUUCUGAUUGAUCAGCGAGCAAGUGUUUGAAAUUAAUGUGCGUGAUAUUCGAUUAAGGCAAAUAGAAUUCAACUUUGAAUUGUUUGCAGUAGCGUGGAUCACGGCUGCCACUUGAGGAACUGCUAUUACUAUUUGUUUUUUGAAUCGAAAGCGCAAGAGAUAGGAAAGUCCGAUAAUCGAGAUGCCGUAUUGGGAGCGCACGAAUUCGCCUGAGCAUCCACUUUCGGAACAUCACUUUAUAAGUCACAUAGAUCUAGAUCUGUACGAACUACUUGAGGAGCAACAGGUACUGCUGGACAUUAUAGCCCGGGAGCAGGAGCGUCUGGAGCAUCUUGAAAUGCGACAGUUGCUCUGGAGUGAGCCGGUUAUUAGAAUGACAACUCCGCUGCCCGAACCGCUGUCCUUGCAGCUAGUAGAGAUCUACGAUGAGCCCCAAUCGCAAAUGACAGGGGUGCCCGAAGCCGAGCCACAUCUUAUGCCUAAAGACGAGGCACUGGAUGAGCAUUUGGAACUGUUAAAAUUCUCGGAGAUGGCACCGGCUUUGCAGCCAACAACGUCUAGCGUCGAACUACAAAUGGAUUGCCCUAUUCGAGUCGUCUCCCACCAGAAUUUCGAGGGCGCCAAAUGCACGCCACCCAAGAGGAACGGACUGGGCUACGAUACGCGCUUUCCUUAUCCCAAACGCUUGGGGAGGAGCUGCGAGCGGCGGGCUUUAUAUAUUUUCACGCUUUGCGAGGACCUCGUCCUGCAACUUCAGCACCAUAUGAAUCAACAUGAGUCUGGCGAAUUAAACAGUCUGAUGAUCGCCGAGUCGGAGGCAAAAAAGCAGCAGAAGAUGCCCUUGAGCUCGGAUCAUGGGGUGGGUGUGCCAACUGGUGCGCUUCCCAAGUCGAAAUUCAAGCGACAGGAAAAUUCUGUUAAGCGCUUGCCCAAACCGCUGGACAUGAGACACACACAAAAGACACCUUUGAAGACAUCAUCUUCGCUGGAGUCCGAAAUUGAUUUAGAUUGCGAAUUCGGCAUGGAACACAUUGAGAAAUUUCGCUAUAAUUGUGUGCGUGAAGAUCAGGAAAAUCGAUUCCAUUCUACGCUCAUAGCUAACGAGCCAGCUUCCUUGGGUCGUACGUAUUUUGGCAAUAUGAUGUUUGCCGCCAAAUUGUCUGAACAUGCCAUUGGCGAGGACACCAGUCCACAGACUCAGCAACUACAACUGCCCAGCUGGUAUGAGAACGGGUCUAUCAUGCGAUCCCUUCCUUAUAUGCCAGACACAGAGACGCUCCCGUUUCAGGCCGCUUCUCUGCACAGCGAAUGUAUCAAUCUGAUGCCCAGCACCUCGGCACAGGCCCGUGCCACUUCCUUGGCCAUGGUCGGUGAGCAACACGCAGCUUCUUCGCAGUCCACUACAAUGCCGUCGUUGGACUCCUUGCACUCACAUUCGUCAGAUCACAUCCCGGUAAUGACCAUUAAUCAAUUUUCCCUGGACGCCUAUGAGGAGAAAAUGUUUUUGUCAUAUAUGCCAUUUAGCGACAAUGAAUUGAAUGCAGCCUACUGGUUGGCCUGCGAAGAGGCAAUGUGCUCAACAGAAAUAGUUCCGGGAUUGUCUCCACUGCCACCAGGGCCGCCUCCGCCAUCGCCAUCGCCGAUGCUCAACCACGUGGUCUAUGAUAUGGCCCAAUACUGGAACAAAGAGAACGCAAACAAUCCUCUAACACCUAGGUGUAUAUAUGACGACGAUAUAAACGAUCAAAACCGUCGCUGAAACAAAUUGGGUUACUCUGUUUAAUAUUUCUUUGGCGCAUACUCCGCAUAUGCGAAUGGAUUAUUUAGAUUUACAUUUGCAUAUUUGGAAUAAACUAAAGCGAAAUAUUUAAAAAUGAACUUGUUUAGUCAUGAAGA
Messenger RNA from Drosophila grimshawi, 1912 nucleotides. RefSeq lists its product as uncharacterized. Bases 198 to 1775 code for a protein of 525 amino acids. The record is from RefSeq and is a predicted model, not a curated record. The transcript has 9 exons. NCBI's taxonomy places the organism in Eukaryota, Metazoa, Arthropoda, Insecta, Diptera, Drosophilidae.